This is a messenger RNA of Astyanax mexicanus (Mexican tetra), 1834 nucleotides long. It is a transcript of the gene znf346, whose product is annotated as zinc finger protein 346. NCBI's taxonomy places the organism in Eukaryota, Metazoa, Chordata, Actinopteri, Characiformes, Acestrorhamphidae. The transcript is spliced from 7 exons. Gene Ontology annotation, molecular function: nucleic acid binding; zinc ion binding. The coding region runs from base 92 to 937 and encodes 281 amino acids. The record is from RefSeq and is a predicted model, not a curated record.
UCUGAUAUAACGAGGGAGACAGGGAGUGGGCAGCCUCUCCAUAACCCGGCUCUGGUGUGCUGCGUCUUCACUGCACCGCCUCCUGGAAAACAUGGCGUACGAAGGAACGAAUGGAGAUUUUCCAUAUUUACCUUCAGGGGCAGCAGAAGUGAACCGGAUGAUCAAGGAAAACAACGACUUAUUUACCGACUCCCAGUGUAAAGUGUGCAGUGCUGUCCUUAUUUCAGAGUCUCAGAAACUUGCCCAUUACCAGAGCAAGAAGCAUGCAAGCAAAGUUCGCAGAUACAUGACCAUCCACAAAGAUGAGGAGCCCAUUGCAAAAAGAUUUAAACCUUUAUCGGACGAGGCUACUACUGAUGUCAAUCAAGGGGACAAAUACAAAGCUUGCACUGUCUGCAACAUGACGUUUUCAUCAGCAGUGGUGGCAGAAUCUCACUACCAAGGAAAGGUGCAUGCCAAGAAUCUUAAAUUAAAAAACCUCGGCCCACAGACACCAGUUUUUGUUCAGCCUAAAGCUAAGGUAAAUAAGGGGGAUGUGCAGACGGCAGGAGGACCAGGACAGGACCCCAAUCGUUUCUGCUCCAUCUGCCAAGCUUCUUUCAACAACCCACUCAUGGCUCAGCAACACUACGAAGGCAAGAAGCAUAAGAAACAUUUGACUAAGCAGAAACUGAUGGAGACAUACGGGCCCUCCACUGCCCCAGCUUCUACACUAAAGGGCUACCCAUGCACUGUGUGCAAUAUUGAGCUCAAUUCAGUGGAACAGUACCAGGCCCAUAUCAGUGGCUCCAAACACAAGAACCAUGUUCGACCCAAGAAAACGGGCAACUCGUUUGUUAGCCCCUCAGAGAACCACCAGCCAGGGUACCAGUAUGGCUCUAGCCAAGACGAGCCAGUUCAGGAAGACUGGGGCAGCUUCAACCAGGACUAUGAGUAAGGAGACAGAUGCCCUCAGCUAUCGCUGCCCUCACCAUGUUUUUUGAUGAGCUGCUGCAGAGCUGUAGAGGCCACAGGCAAUGUCUCUUUGUACUGUGCACCCAAUAAUGCCAGCUUUUGCUCUUCACAGCUCCUCUUUGUAUUUGGUGUGUUUUCUCAGACAUAGAUGAGUGACUAACCUCCAUACUGUCUGUAUUCAUUCUCUUAGCUCUAAGCAGGUGAAGGAAGGAAAAAGUCAGUAAACAUGACCCAUCACCCACCCAUAUGGGGCAUUUCAAAAGAUUUUGCAUUUGUGUUCCGUUUAUGAGUUAAAUAUUAAUUUAAAAAAGAUAAACAUAAGAGUCUAUAUUGGGAGAAUGUUACAUAUGUCAUUUAAAAAACAAAAUAGUUUUUUUUUUAAAAACUUAUUUUACAGGUUAUUGCUGAAUUGUUUUGUCUCAAAGAAUGUUUCUCUUCUGAAAUGCCUGUAAACUGUUGCUGAUGUGUUGAGAGUAAUGGAGUAUGUUUUAGGAGGGAGAAAGAUGUCUCAUUUUAAGUGCAUAUUGUAGGAUGAAGAGUGCUUUAUUUCCUCAUCUUUUUGUAUUUCUCUUUUCAACAAGUCAUUUUAUUUAAUGUGAAGUUCUAACAGUUUUUUUUAUUUGACCAGUGGAGGGCGGUAGAUUACAUUUUUUCAUGUUUUGGCUUGUCUUUUAUGUUUUUGCUUUACUUUGACCUGUUUUAACAUUGUAUUUGCCUGGCUGUGUAGCCAUGUUGUCGCAACAAGCUGCUUACACUUCUGUGUUUUCUUCUGUUUUGUGCUUCAGAUUUAUGAUUGACUAAUUAUUUCUAUGAAGCAGCUUCAUUUUUGUUUAGUGAUGCUGACCUCUCAUUGUGCAAAUAAGAACAUUGUGUAAACUGA